Molecule: messenger RNA, 906 nt
Organism: Plasmodium vinckei vinckei
Lineage: Eukaryota; Apicomplexa; Aconoidasida; Haemosporida; Plasmodiidae
Product: glideosome associated protein with multiple membrane spans 1, putative
Exons: 3
Coding region: 1-906 (301 amino acids)
Source: RefSeq, a predicted model, not a curated record
AUGUUUUUUACUUAUGUUGUUCGUCCUGGUGAAGCCCCCGAAGGCCGAGGGCCACAAUUUGAGCCAUUUUGGGAUUUUUUUAUGAAUUUUAAUUUACGUGUUGGAUUUUUAAUCCAAUUUAUUUCGUAUACUUUACUAGUUUGUUCCAUAACACUUUUAGGAAAAAACCCAUUAGGCAUUUUAAACUUUUUAAGAGCACUACCAGGAACUGUUGGAAAUGCACCAAUGCCUUUAGUGUUUUUGAGCAUAGGAGGGUUUUUAUUAGGAACUCUUCUCAUUAUGUCCUUCUUACAAUUGACCGAAGAUGAUAGCAGUAUUAAACAAUCAAGAGGUUACAGAGCAGGAACCAAGUUUUUAUUGCAAGCAACAUCUAUGGGAACCGUAUCAUGGAGUUUGUCUUUAAUAUGCUUAAUGGCAUCUUCAUACUAUUUUGAUGACCCCUGGAUGGAAGAGAAGAUUGGUGCCGGUUCUUCAUGGAUUUUAUAUUUCAGUUCAAGAUUGAUUGAUGCAUUUUGUUUAUUUUUAUAUGGAUCUGGAUGUUUCUUUUUGGAAGUAUAUCACUCUGAAGGAGCAGGAGAAGCUUGGGGAUGGUUAUGUGGAAUGUGUUUUAUAGCAACUUCUUUUGUUGAAGUAUUAGCUUUAACAUUAUAUAAUUCUGCAAUGUUUGAGUCUUUAGAUUGGUUUUAUUGUGUAUUUUUGGGUGUAAGUCUUAUAGCUAGCUCAAUAUGGGGAAUUUUAUUUGAGCCAAUAAGUCACAGAUAUGAUGUAAAAUUAACACAAAGUGCAAUGAGAAAUGAAUAUUACAAAUCAAGAAAUGCUAUGGCAUAUUAUGGUCCAGCUGUUGUAACAGCAAAUGGAGAACUAGACAUUGAAGCAUCAACUGAAAAUGCAACAACCUGUAAAUAA